UCCAGGGUCGGCCGUGGCCCCAUCAGUUGUGAAAGAUUUGGGACUCGGUGAUGGGACUUGCAGUGGAGCUCACCUUCCUCCUCCUUGUGGAUCUAAUCCUGGCGCAGAGGCCCCUCCACGGAAUGCUGCAUCCCGACGCGCUGCUCCACAGCUCCAGGCGCGCCGCGCAGGAUGCUCAGCAUCACCAGCCCGGCGCACUGCCGCUCUACAUGAUGCAGCUCUAUCAGACCAUGCUGACUGAGGGUCGGGACGCAGCUGUCCAACUCGAGCAAAGCAGCCUCCAGGAGGCUGAUUCUGUGACCAGCCUGAACGCUAGAAGCUGCCAGCAGGUUGGUAACAGAUGGUCUGUCACAUUUGACAUGUCUUCCAUGACUGCAAGUGACAACAUCCAACAAGCUGAACUCCACAUCCAUCUGCCUACCUUCUCCCAGUCCUCCAUCGCCUUUGUACAGGUCUUUCACUCCAGCAGGAACCGGUGUUUUAACGCACACUGCAAAGAAAACAAGCUUCUCCUCGGUCAGUUUCAAGCUAAUCCGAGCUCAAUGGCUUCAUCCUCCCCAUGGAGAGUCUUCAACAUGACAGAAAUGCUCCUUCUCUGGGUGCAGCCGGUGAAGAGGAGAGCAGAGGAUGAAGCUGAAGUGCAGGAAGAGCAGGAGCCAGUCCAGCACCCCACAGCUAAUAGGGUCAUGAUGGUGGUGUUCUCAAGACAGAACCAUAACGGCCAACACAAGCCAACGCUGAUCCGCACUGCGGAGCAUUCCAAAUAUGUCCAGCUGGAGAGGGAGCGAGUUAGCCCCAUGAUGAGGAGGCGCAGAGACAAGAGGGAACAACACAGCCUGGAAGGACAAUCCAAGAAAAGAGCUGCAAGAAGGGAGAACAAAGGUCCGCUAUGCAGAAGAGUGGACAUGGCAGUGGACUUUAGAAGGCUUGGAUGGAGUGAAUGGAUUGUGUAUCCAAAACGAUACAAUGCUCAUCGCUGUGAGGGGAGCUGUCCCACACCCGUUGAUGAGAACUUUAGACCAACUAACCAUGCAUUCAUGCAGAGUUUGCUGAAGCUUCACCGCCCGGACAAGGUGGCAUGUCUUUCCUGCGUGCCCACACGCCUGGCGCCUCUUUCCAUGCUGUACUACGAGCACGGGAAGAUGGUGAUGAGGCAUCAUGAGGACAUGGUAGUAGAGGAAUGCGGCUGCCACUGAGUAAAACGCCAGCACCUCCUCAGAUGAGAGGAGGGAAUCAGGGACUGUAGAUCCAGAGACCUGAGCCCAUCUGAAGCUCAGUGGAUUUAUGUACACAGGCACUUCACAGAGAGGACAUCCCUCACACUGGACUGCUGCUGAGAUGGAAAGUGUGAACAUUUGUCACUGAUGAAUUUUCAUCACCAGCCAUUAAAUAAACAUAUGCUGUAAGUUCUGAAAGGAUGUAGUCAUUGACUGAAGCACUACUGUACAUCCACGCAAAAACUUUGGUUCCUUUUAACGCCUGAGCAUACAUGCAUCUGAGGAACUGACAAACGCCCAAGUGAUAUGGGUUUGUUGAGACAUACUGAUCCAAUUGUACAAUGAAACAAUAAAUUAUUUCAACUG
Molecule: messenger RNA, 1583 nt
Organism: Oryzias latipes (Japanese medaka)
Lineage: Eukaryota; Metazoa; Chordata; Actinopteri; Beloniformes; Adrianichthyidae
Product: nodal homolog
Cellular component (GO): extracellular region
Molecular function (GO): cytokine activity; growth factor activity
Source: RefSeq, a predicted model, not a curated record